CUGGCACAUCUCUCUCCCCCUCACCCCUCCUUCUCCUUCUCCAACUCCGCCGCCGCCAUGGCCAGGCCGGUGUGGUGGUGCGCCUCCGUCACCCAUCCAUCCACCAGCAUACCCACCACCAGCAGCCUCCAUCCACCACUCCACUAGCGCCACCAUCUCCAGCCAUUGCCGCCAUCAGCACCAAGCGCCUCUCUCCUCCUUUCUGCCCCGAUCUUGCUCCUCUUGUCUCUCAACGUACCCUGCUGCUGCUCCUUCUUCUCUUCCUCUGUUGCUGCUGCUGCUCUCUCAACCCUCCACGCUGCUGCUGCUCUGAACUCCCAACCUCCUGCGGUUUCUCUCUGAACCCCUUCGCUGCUGCUCCUCCCCUCGUCCCUACUGCUGCUCCUCCUCCGCUCGACUUCUUCUACCUGCCGCUGCUGCUGCUCUCAACCUCUCUCCUUGCGCCCCUUCUUCUCCCACGAACUACUGCACCUUCUCCUCUCAACGCCUCCUACUGCUGCACUUUCUCUCCAACGCCCCUGAUGUCCAGCUGCUCCUCUUCACCAACUUGCUGAUGUCAUCUCUCUCUAUAUCUCUUUCUCCCUCUCUCUAUUCUCUAAAUUUCUGUAAUCUUUGAGUAGUGUAAUGUUCAGUACUCUGUAAUGUUCAGAAUUGAGAUGUGUAAUACUUAUAAUAUUCAGAUUUCAUAAGAGCUUAUAACCUGACGAUUGUUCAGUUUCGGACUUAUAAAUAUUGUAUCACAUAUUGUGUGUUCUCACCAGUUGAAGUGUUCUUGCCGUGUAUUUGUGGUCUUUCUGUCACCAUAUAUGAGUAUCCAACCUUGUGAACUUGUUUCAUUUUGUAGUCUGUGUUAACUCCAGCACGUGUGAUAUAUGUAUACAUGUGUGCCUAUGAUGUGAUAUGUUCAUGUUCUGUCCUAAAACCUUGUUUCUUCCUCCAUGUUAUAUAUAUGAUCAUGUCUUUUUAAUUCCCUAGCUGUUUGAUGAUUGCUCGUAUUAGUAUUUUAACUUCUCAAGCAUUACGAAAAUACCAAAAAGACAAUGAGUAAAAUCUGAAUCUCCCUUUGCUUCUUUUCAUUUACUUUGUCGCCAAUUUUCCGAAACGAUCUUAGAUACUUCAGGUUUAUUUUCCCAGUAAUCGUCACUUAAAUUGUCUAUCCUAGCUUUAGCCGAGCAUCAUCGCUGAUCGUCUAGUCCCUGUGGAGAACAAGACAUACGUAGUUUGGGGCGUAAAAACCCCGCUAUAUUACAAUUGAUCAUUUUAGCGGCGUUGCCGGGGACUAGCGUCGUGUGACCGUGUUAGGCUAUAGACUAGGUUUUUCUUCUUUUUCUAGUUUGUGCCAUAUAUUCGUGAUAUAUCUCUAACCGCUAACCCCUGUUCUAGUUAGUAUCUUUUUUUUUUGUUUUCUUUUCCUUUUUGCAGGUUAGAACUAUCUUCUCGGAAAUGGCAUUCUAUUCAGAUCAUCAUGCUUAUGCGAGCAACACUACAAACAGCAUGGAAAGUAUUCAAGAACUGAUAGGUAAGAUUUCCCAUCGAUUACAUGAUUUAGCUGGGCAGCGAGAUGUAGUUUUUGAGGAUAGUCCUAGUUCUUACGAUCCUUAUUCCAGAGGCCAUCCUUAUGUUGCUCCUACUUGCCAUAUUUGUGGAUUUCAGGGCCAUUCGCCCGCUGAAUGUCAGCGUGGCUACUCUCACACUCCAGAUUGUUUUGGCAUGAGCUUCGCUCAAGAUCAUAGCUCAUACCAAAACAAUUACUCAUAUGGGUGGCCUGAAAACCCGAAUAUGUCAUAUAGGAGCAACAACCCUGAGAUCUCAUCGUUUGCUUCUAGUAAUCAUAUGCAGGGAUUUAGGUACAAUGAGGAGAGCCACAACUAUGCUCCACAACAGAUUUAUUCAGCUCCUACUCAUAUACCUCAACACCAGGAGAUGUUGCCAAUGGAGUUAAAUGGUCCUCCAUUUGGUCAACCAACAACUCCAGCAACUGCUGAGCAAUCUCAUGUGCAAGUGCCCACACAAGAUGAAUUUGAUGAUAUAGACAAGCUCACAUUGCUUAGUCUCGAGUUCACUUGGAGUGCUGAAGAUGAUCCAAUUAGGCCGAUGAUACUAGAUGAAAUGAAGAAUAUCAAGAGUGGAAAAGAGCUAGUGGAUGAAGUAAGGAAGAUUGAGAAGAACAUCAACGCUAGUAGUACUACCUCAUCUCUCCUUGAGCUGAGUGCUGCUGAGAUUUCUAGUCAUACAUGUGAGGUUCCAACACCGUCACAUCCAGUUGAGCAAGAUAGCAAGAGUCCAGAGGAAGAAAGACCUCGGAUUGAAGAAGAUGAACUAGAAGACAAGGAACAAGAUGAUCAAGAGCUGCAAUUCCCAAGUGAUCAAGUUGAAGACUCAUCAUCUACUACUCCUGAAGAAAUACAAGAAGCUGCUGUAGAUGAAGAUGAAGAACAUGCGAUUCAUUUGCCUAUCGUCAUACCAGAGCGUGAUGUGUCAGGUUUACCCAAUCCUCUUGAUGACAUGAUGCCUUGUGAUUUCUUUGCUACUACCUUGCAUUACAUGAUACCAUCACUUAAGAUUGAUUUGAAAACUCAUUUGCUUGGAUAUGAUGAUAUAUACCCUGUUAGUGGCAUUACUCUCAUUUGUGAUGAUCAUAGUUACUUUCCUCGUGCUAGUCCUAUGCUUCAUGAAACAUAGCAUUCCCAUGUUAGUCUUAAGCUUAAUGAUAAAUAUCAUCCUCAUGUUAGUGUUGACCUUGCUAAUUUCUACCAUCCUAAACAUGUGCUUUAUAGCUAUGCUUAUGUAAUUGGAUAUUCGAUUGAUGACUUGGAGGGUAUUAUCCCUACCACUUGCAUUGUCUCUUUGGUUGAGUGCUCUUUCAGGUUAUUGCUUGUGCACGAUCCACUACAUGCUGACCAAGUUCGAGAUGACAUUCCCUGGGACCCUGGUGGACCCAUGGCAUGGGGAUGAGGAGAAGCAAGGAGCACACAUGAAGAGAGAAGCUGGAGCAGGCAUGAGGAUAGGGAAGCAAAAGGAGAGGAGUCGCAAUGCACGAGGAUGUGAGAGUGAUCGAGCGAGACUUACAUCAUAUAAACCCGAAAAGUGCGCAAAGGCACUAUAAUCUUCAAGAUUCGGACGAAUUGGCCAUUGAGAAGAGAGAAGGGCAGGAAAGAGGUGAAGAAAGGGACCUGAGCAUGAAGGAAAGAAGAAACCGGGGGCCAAAACUAAAGAUGGAGGGGAUCGACUUCAGAAGAAAGAAGGAAAGGAGGAGGGCCAAAUUGCAAUAUGGGCUGAUCAACCGUGGGGUCAAAAUCCCUAGAUGCCUUCAUCCCCAAAUCGGGCAUGGCACAUCUCUCUCCCCCUCACCCCUCCUUCUCUUUCUCCAACUCCGCCGCCGCCACGGCCAGGCCGGCGUGGUGGUGCGCCUCCGUCACCCAUCCAUCCACCAGCAUACCCACCAUGAGCAGCCUCCAUCCACCACUCCACUAGCGCCACCAUCUCCAGCCACUGCCGCCAUCAGCACCAAGCGCCUCUCUCCUCCUUUCUGCCCCGAUCUUGCUCCUCUUCUCUCUCAACGUCCCCUGCUGCUGCUCCUUCUUCUCUUCCUCUGCUGCUGCUGCGGCUCUCUCAACCCUCCACGCUGCUGCUACUCUGAACUCCAACCUCCUGCGGUUUCUCUCUGAACCCCUUCGUUGCUGCUCCUCCCCUCGUCCCUACUGCUGCUCCUCCUCUGCUCGACUUCUUCUACCUGCCGCUGCUGCUGCUCUCAACCUCUCUCCUUGCGCCCCUUCUUCUCCCACGAACUGCUGCACCUUCUCCUCUCAAUGCCUCCUACUGCUGCACUUUCUCUCCAACGCCCCUGAUGUCCAGCUGCUCCUCUUCACCAACUUGCUGCUGUCAUCUCUCUCUAUCUCUCUUUCUCCCUCUCUCUAUUCUCUAAAUUUCUGUAAUCUUUGAGUAGUGUAAUGUUUAGUACUCUGUAAUGUUCAGAAUUGAGAUGUGUAAUACUUAUAAUAUUCAGAUUUCAUAAGAGCUUAUAACCUGACGAUUGUUCAAUUUCGGACUUAUAAAUAUUGUAUCACAUAUUGUGUGUUCUCACCAGUUGAAGUGUUCUUGCCAUGUA
This is a messenger RNA of Triticum dicoccoides, 4108 nucleotides long. RefSeq lists its product as uncharacterized. The coding region runs from base 1444 to 2682 and encodes 412 amino acids. The transcript has 2 exons. The record is from RefSeq and is a predicted model, not a curated record. NCBI's taxonomy places the organism in Eukaryota, Viridiplantae, Streptophyta, Magnoliopsida, Poales, Poaceae.